Messenger RNA from Malassezia vespertilionis, 1782 nucleotides. RefSeq lists its product as uncharacterized. The record is from RefSeq and is a predicted model, not a curated record. Gene Ontology annotation, molecular function: protein binding. Bases 1 to 1782 code for a protein of 593 amino acids. Lineage: Eukaryota; Fungi; Basidiomycota; Malasseziomycetes; Malasseziales; Malasseziaceae. The transcript has a single exon.
AUGUUGCGUGAAAUUCACCUGGUGGACGAAGAAGAGGCGUCGGAGUGUGUCUGUCUGGAUAUUCGGUGUGUGGGCGAUGACCACGUGCGGUCUAUACAUACCCCGAAGCGGUAUACAAUUGCCCAAGUAAAGCUGGCGCUGCCGCGGCUGUGGACAGAAGUGCUAGAUCCGCAAGGCGUGCGCCUCAUUCACCGCGGCCGCCUCCUCGAGGAUGACGUAUUGAUCGAGACGCUAGAGGCGGAAGCGUCCGGUAGAGUGCUGGCACAUGCUGCCAUCCGCCCGGGCGCGCUCAGCAAGAACGCCGCAGAGGAAGCGGCAGCGCCCGCCACAGAAACAGCGCCCGCCGUGGUUUCCGAACAUGCGGCACAUUUGGCGUCUGCUCCUGGCGAAUCUGCUCACGAUAGAACGCAUGUGCCCAUAUCCACACCCGUCGCGGCUUCUAGCCAUUUUUCCGCACCGCCGCGUGCGCCAGGCGAGCGCAACAGACUUGUCUCGUUUGUCGAGCAGCUGCACGAUGCAGAGCUCGAGCCGCUCGCGCAUACCUUGUAUAUUACAUUCCAGUGCUACACACACUACUACGAAAAGCAGCUCCGGCCAAAGCACGGAAAAACUGCGCCGCGCCUCGUGGCGCCAUUUUCUUUUGAUUGGGCCGGUGCGGAGCAAGGUAUGGCCGACCGAGUGCUGCGAACCGCAUCGGUCGACUUUGCAGAGAGAACUGUGAUGCAAUGGAUGCCAUUGCAGUUGGUAUGCAGGCGUUGGCAAGAGCAGCCCACGGCCCCAGCCCGUGGCGUAUUCCACUACGACCCGGUCGAGAUCGAUGGGCUUUCUUACGUGCGGCGCACGUAUCACGAACCUGCGCCACAAUCCACCGCCGACAUCAGCCGCAUCAUUGAAGAACGCAUGGUGUUUCUUAACGAUGUCAUGCUUGCAUUGGCGCGCCUGCACGAUGUGAAUCAAUGGAAACAAGUGGCAAGCGAUGCACUUGUAUAUGCACAGUCGCGCCACGCCGUGUUGCCAUGGCGCUCGCUUACAGCAGAGCUGGUGGAGAUCUUACGCGACCUUUGGGGCAUUUGGGACACGCUCUUUUGGCUCAGCCUGCGUGUUGCAUUUGUCGCCGUGCUUCUCGUCGCAGAAGCACCGAAACUGCACGCGCAGGUUGUAGUCGCUGGCCUGUGUCUCUUUACGCUUGUCCAAUGUUUUGUUCUUGUGCGGCAGCGCAGGCGUGAGCGGUCGACUUCACAGGCUCCUGCCACCGCAUCUCCACCGCUGCCGACGAACGCCGACGAGGAGGUAGAGGCAGACGAGGCAGUAGCGAUGUUGCAAGUGCCGAUCCUUCCUCCGCACAUUCCCCGAGCGUCACCGUACACGUUCCAGUACUGGCUCGAGCUUAUAGCACGCUACAACCUUGCAGAUGAGGAGCGCGCGAUGGGCUUUGAGCACGAUACGGCGCGCGGCGAAACCCCCCGAAUCCGAUGGGUGCGUCGCGAUUGGACCCAAGUGCGUGAGCCAGGACAAUGCCCUUCGUCACCACUCUUGCAUGCGUAUGUCGCCAUGCCGCUUUUCUUGGCGAUCUUGACGUUGUACCCACAAGCAGAGGAGCUGCGGUCCGAUGCGCUCAGUCUGCGCCGCGAUGCGAUUCUUGGCCUUGCGAAAAAUUGGGAGCGUCUGCGCGAGUCUGGCAAGCCGAUCGGCAGUAUGCCACGGGUCCUGGAACACCCCUAUGCCAAAACACUCGUGCAACAAGAGGCGCAGCGCCAACGGCGACGGCAGCACGAAGCGUAG